AUGACUCUUGAUAAACUGCCUAGCAUUCGUGGAGAUUUGGUGCGAACGGACCCUGAAUGGGAGAAAUGGACCUUCACCAAACUAGUUGAAGCGCUCAACCAGUGGUGUCGAAGAAAUCCAAUCGACAAACCAUCUGAACUAAACGACGACUCGUUUAGCAGCAAAAGAAGAGACAAGCUGUUUCAUGUCUCUCGUCAGAGAUUAAAUCCACGUAAUUGCGUUUAUUGCGAUAGCGGCGAGCACAAAACAAACGAUUGCGCAAAAGUAACUCUGACGUCAGCCCGUAAACAGAUACUAGCCAAGAAACGAUUAU
This is a messenger RNA of Paramuricea clavata, 313 nucleotides long. The record is from the annotation of a GenBank genome assembly. Lineage: Eukaryota; Metazoa; Cnidaria; Anthozoa; Malacalcyonacea; Plexauridae.